GUGGUAGCGCUAGGAGCAAGAUGAAGACACUUCACUUCGGUCCCGUGUCGCCGCCGGCUCCUGGGGAGGAAUUCGACAAACGUCUGUGGUUGAAAUCAGCCAUGCCAAGGGGACAGGAUCGAUGCCCCAAGAUGGAUGACCAUCAGUCAGAAAGUCAAGAUCACAUGACUACUGAAAGUAUCCAAUCAGCGUGUGCUGUUAUCACGACUGAUUCAUCUGCCACCUCGUACCCUGAACAGGGCCAGUUCUCAUCAUCUCUUGAGCGAAUGGAAUUUACCUUACAGAGUGCCGGUAACAUUCGCGUGGACCUCUACGAUGCCGGUAACAAACACCUGUUCUCACUAGAACUCAGGCGUUUUUCAUCGGCCAUUUACCGCCGCUACGAUCCAUGGGGUGAUGACAAUGUUGGGACAGGAAUCGAAUGGGCUAAUGGUCGCUUCUGGAUAUCAAGCUCUACCAGCGAGUUACAGGUGGGAAGAGAUGGAAGUGACGACCCUAUGAUCAGCUUCGCUCAUUCACCCGGCCCUCAUGACAUCAGGAAGAUUGAACUGUACUCCGACGAGUAUGCUGAGUGGACAAUCCUCACACCGUGCAACUAGGCUUUCGGGUGUUUAACAAACUAUGACCCUAUA
Messenger RNA from Patiria miniata (bat star), 632 nucleotides. RefSeq lists its product as uncharacterized. Bases 21 to 599 code for a protein of 192 amino acids. The transcript is spliced from 2 exons. Lineage: Eukaryota; Metazoa; Echinodermata; Asteroidea; Valvatida; Asterinidae. The record is from RefSeq and is a predicted model, not a curated record.